CCCGCCCGUGAUUGACACGCCGAUCACGUCGCAGGGAGGCGGGGGAGCCGUGCUGCUGGUGGCGGGGCUGGGGAAGGGCCAGGCCCAGCGCCGGCAGCCAGAGGAGAAGGGGAGGCGGCAGCAAUCGCGAGCGCAGCGUGGGCCUCCCCCUCUCUCUCUCUGCUCUCUGGAGCCAGGCAGGCAGGCAAGGCUCGCUCGCUCGCUCGGGCAGCAACAAGUGCGGAGGCAGGCGAGCCGCGGACUGACGUCAGCGAGAGGAGUAUUAUGGUCUGGGCUGGGCUGGCUCCUGCCGCCGAAGCCGCCGCCGAAGCCGCCGCCGUUGCUUCCCUGCUGCCCGCGGCCGAGUAAACAUGGAGCUCUCCGCCGUGGGCGAGCGGGUCUUCGCGGCCGAGGCCUUGCUCAAGAGGCGCAUCCGCAAAGGCCGGAUGGAAUAUCUUGUGAAAUGGAAAGGCUGGUCUCAGAAAUACAGCACUUGGGAGCCAGAAGAAAACAUCCUAGAUGCUCGCUUGCUGGCGGCUUUUGAGGAAAGGUACUCUGUUUGGGAAAGAGAAAUGGAACUGUAUGGUCCGAAGAAAAGAGGUCCCAAACCCAAAACCUUCCUGUUAAAGGCCCAGGCCAAAGCCAAAGCCAAAACCUAUGAAUUCCGCAGUGACUCUUCCCGGGGGAUCAGGAUGCCUUACUCUGGUGGCCGCUCUCCCCAAGACCUGGCCUCCACCUCCAGGGCUCGAGAAGGGCUGAGGCAAAUCCCACUGCUCCACCAGAGCAGCUCCGCCAGUGCCCCCACUAGUCCCACCACCCGAGUGGAGACCAUCCAAGAGAACCGGGUGGGAUCAGAAGAAGACAGAUCUGACAGCGCCUUCAAAAAGCGGGGCCCAAAGCCCAGGAAAGAGUUCUACAAAGACCUCCCUGAAACUGUUGAUCCCACUUCCAAAAGGAAGUCAUUGGAACCAGGAGACAAGGUGGUGGUGGAUUACCUGAAAGCCAGAAAGUUGGAAGAGGCAGCUCACCCUUCUGCAGCCAAGUUCUCGGGACACAGUGUGAUCCAGUUGGCCCGGAGGCGGGAGCCCGAAUUGCCCAGUGCUGGAUCCAGCACCAGGGCAGAAGCUGGCAUGAAACUGGGUGCCCCUGAGAGUUAUCCUCCCAGGCUGACCAAGCACAGGGCAGAUUUCCUGGAUCCAAAAGGGCAGAGUGGUUUAGACUUGGGUGCCCCUAAGAUUUUGCACAGCUCUGCCAAUCAAAGCAGCUUAUAUGGAGAUGGCAUAGGGACGCAGGCUGGCAGGCCUUCCCUCAUUGCCCGCAUCCCGGUCUCCAGGAUUCUUGGUGAUCCAGAAGAAGAGGCUUGGAGCCCAUCUCUUAACAACUUGGAGAAGGUGGUAGUGACUGAUGUGACCUCAAAUUUCUUGACAGUUACCAUUAAGGAGAGUAGCACAGACCAAGGGUUCUUUAAGGAAAAGCGAUGAAUUAAUUCCCUUAGGGAGGGAGCAGGAGGCGGCAUGGAAUGGGUUUGGGUAGAAGUCCUCUGGCUUUGGAUAUUUUUUUUCUUGGACAUGAUUACAAAAUCUGUCCUUAAUUCAUUAUUUUAUUCCCUUCCCUUCCCUGCCACCAGUUUCAGUUUCCGUUGAAAGAUUAUCUCUAGAGUUAUAUUUUCUAUUAGGUGUAAAUAUGUUAUUUAAAGAGAAAUACAUAUAUAUAUAUAUCUAUAUGCAUAUAUAUAUUUCAGCUCUAAGUUUUUGUUUUUAUUUAAAGCUCUUGGAGGUGGACAGUAAGCAGAGAACUGAUAUUUCUCUUGCCAUGGUUGCAAGAGCAGGGACCUUAUUAAGUAAUUAUAGCAUCUUUGUUACAGUUUUGUUUCAGUUGCUCCCUCUCUCCCCCAAGCUGAUGUUGAGGGCAAGUAGGGGUUCUUAUAUUCAUCUGGGGCCAAAAAGGGGGCUCCAAUUUUUGAUUGUUAUAUUAUAAUGUGUUGCUUUGUACAAUCAAGUGUGCUGUAUACACAACUGUUCUAGCUGGACAGCUGAAGGAAGCACUUGACUUUCCAGUAUUGUCUUGCCUUUGUUUUGAUCCAGUUAAAAAAAUGUUGGUUUAAAAAAGUGUACAUUAAAACCAGUUGGGAGAUGUUUUAGCAAUGAAGUAUUAACUUGAACAGCCUUUUCUUACACGGGAAAGGGGGAUGUGUCUGUUUUAAGAUUCUGAGAAAGUGUAGCUGCUGUCAUGCACUUUAAUAUGAUUGUCAAAGGGAGAAGGAAGGUGGGGGAGGAGGGAACUGAGAAGAUAGUUUAGUUCACAUAGUCUGGGCUUUAGGGGGUUUUUUUGUUCUUCCCUGCUCACUCCAAAAAGAAAAUCUGUUUACAUUCCUCACAUGCCAGAAAAGUUGGGGAGGAAAGCAUGUCAUAGCUCAUACUGUAGGUGCUCCUAAUCUUAUACUGAGUGGAUUCCCUCCCCAGGAACCAUUGCAGUUCCUACCCUAGUCAUUGGGUGACUGUUUUGAAGGUGAUGUAGAAAAGCUGUCUCUUCUGGAUCAGUGUAAAUCUGAGAAGAGAGAUAGAUGCAGGGAAGACUGUUCCCUUUUUAAAGCCAGUUAAAACAGUUGAGCAAGACCAGUUUCACAGCAGGGUGCUGUUCUGUAUAUCAUUAUUUUUCUUGCAUUUACUUUCUCUCCCUCUUUCCACUAAAUUUAUAUGUUUUCAAUUAAAAAUGGAGUAGUUUUCACCCACCAAUUUGUAUGAAGCAUAUAAACCCACUAACCUGGUCCCUUGAAGAAAGCAAUACAUGAAAUCUAGUUGACUUUAUGUGAUUCAGCUUUUCUUUCUACUUCAUGGUAAUGCAGGUUUGCCCCCACCCCCUGUCAGUUUUUUUUUUUUGCAUUAGAAGGGAAUGUGUUGAAAAGUAUGAAUGGCCUGGGGAAGUUUUCAUUUACUUUCAGCAGAUGCUGUGGUAUCUCAAUAGAUAUUGAUUUAAGCCUUUUGUCUUGUACAAAAAGCCCAAAUCUGGCAUAACACUCCUCAAGCCCCCCUCCCACACACAACAAUUUUCUACUGAAUAGUCCCCUUGUUAAAAUUUUCUAAGUGGUGACUAAACAAGGGACAACAAGACAUGUGUCACAGCUACAAGUGGGUGUGGGAAGAAGUGUCAGUACCUUUCCCUUCCCCUUCUGAGGUGGAAACAUUUGCUUCUUUAACUGACCUAGCUUCUUCCUUUUGGGACAUUCUCUUCAACCAAAUAACAAAUUGCCUUUCUGUUUGGUUUGUACUGAGGACAUGUCAGGUUGUUCCCUCUCCCUUCUCCUUCUCCCUCUUUAAGCAAACAAAAACCACACCAGUUAUUUAAAUUCCUUUCAGUUCAUGUUAUAAAUCACAGAAAUGUUGAGUUCUCCCUCAUGAAGUGGGGUGGUGAGUCAAGAAAGGCUUGUCAGCUGGCAUCUGUUGGCAGCAGGAGGGUCAGGAUGGCUAGUGGCCAGGAGGGCUUCCUCUUUAGUCCAACUAGAGUUCACAUCCCACCCAACCUCCUCAGGUGUCACAGUGGCAUGUACCAACUCUGCUGUGCGUUUCUGGGCACACAUCCAUGGGUAUAUAAAAGCUAGACAGACAUAAACAUGUGGAUGUGUAUAUGUGUGUGUACAUAGUUACAUAUAUUGAAUGUAUGUGAGUGUGAGCUAUUUAAUUCUCUUGAAGAUCUGUACAAAGGAAAAGAAAAGAAAACUUAUAAUCUCUCAUUGAUCUGACCUAACAGUCUCAGAAGCUUAAGUAGGUGUCUUCUGCCAAUGUUGAAUGUUUAAUACAGUACCUGCUUUCUAUGUGAAUUGAAAUAUAUAUAAUACUUUGUAAAUAGA
Molecule: messenger RNA, 3826 nt
Organism: Anolis carolinensis (green anole)
Lineage: Eukaryota; Metazoa; Chordata; Lepidosauria; Squamata; Anolidae
Gene: cbx8
Product: chromobox 8
Exons: 5
Coding region: 351-1460 (369 amino acids)
Biological process (GO): negative regulation of transcription by RNA polymerase II
Cellular component (GO): chromatin; PRC1 complex
Molecular function (GO): chromatin binding
Source: RefSeq, a predicted model, not a curated record